CGGACUGUCAACAACCGAUAAUCUUUUAGUUUAACGUUUAAACUUUAACCUGCCGGUGCUUCUCAUGAUUACCGGAGGAUACAACACACACAGCUGGAGGAAGACGCUGAUGUCUUCAUGACUUGAUGAAUUAACUGAACAGCCGUCGACACACAGCAGCCUCUCAGAGACCAGUGAGACCAGUGAGACCAGUAUGGCUGCUGCCAACACCACCAAGAUCUCAUGGAGACUGCAGGAGUUCGAGGCUCACUCCAGCAGCGUUUCCUGUCUGGCUCUGGGGAAAAGCUCCGGCCGCCUGCUGGCCACCGGAGGAGAAGACUGCAGGGUGAACAUCUGGGCCGUCAGCAAGGCCAACUGCAUCAUGAGUCUGACUGGUCAUAAGAACCCGGUGGAGUGUGUCCAGUUCAACCUAUCAGAGGAGCAGGUCGUCGCUGGUUCACAGUCUGGAUCAAUACGAGUCUGGGACCUGGAGGCUGCCAAGAUUUUAAGGACUCUGAUGGGACACAAAUCCAACGUCACCAGUCUGGGCUUCCAUCCGUUUGGAGACUUUCUGGCUUCCAGCUCCAUGGACACAAACAUCAAGCUGUGGGACGUUCGGAGGAAAGGAUACGUGUUCAGGUACAAGGGUCACACUCAGGCUGUGAGGAGUCUGGCCUUCAGUCCUGAUGGGAAGUGGUUAGCUUCAGCCAGCGAUGAUUGUACAGUCAAGCUUUGGGAUCUGACUCAGGGGAAAACCAUCACAGAGUUCAGAGCUCACACCGCUGCCGUCAACAUCGUCCAGUUUCACCCCAACGAGUAUCUGCUGGCAUCAGGCAGCUCCGACAGAUCCACGAAGCUCUGGGAUCUGGAGAAGUUUUCUAUGAUCGGAUCUUUGGAGGGAGACACGAGUCCUGUCAGGUGUUUAUUCUUCAGUCCAGAUGGCGGCUGUCUGUUCAGCGGAGCCACAGACUCUCUGCGUGUUUACGGCUGGGAGCCGGACCGCUGCUUCGACGUCGUUCCUGUUGGUUGGGGCAAAGUGUCGGACCUGGCAGCCUGCAACCAGCAGCUGAUCGGCGUGUCGCACCAGCUGUCCAGCGUGUCGUCCUACGUUGUGGAUCUGAAGAGGGUGAAGAAGAGCGGCGGCUCGGUGAUCCAGGGAAUCAUCCAGGACAACCAGCCGCUCACAGAGCCGAAGGACCCGAGAGGAGCCGCGCUGCGCAGGAACUACGAGAGACCGACAACCACCUGCAGCUCUCAGAGGGUGAAGCAGAGCUCGGACGCUGACCGGCGGAGCCCCGAAGGAGAGCGACGGAGCCCCAGCGAAGACGAAGCCGACGACAAAAACGUUUCUUCGGCCGAGAUCCACAACGCAGAAGACUACAAGGAGAUCUUCCAGCCCAAGAACGCCAUCUCUCGAACUCCUCCCAAGAUGUCAGAGCCGUUUCCUGCUCCUCCAGAAGACGAAACAGUUUUGGCGAUCGGCCGUCAGCUGAAGGACAUGAUCUCACCUUUUCCCGACAAGCAACUGACUACUCCUCUGGCCUCCUCUACUCCCGUCCAGCGGGUGGAGCCGACGGUCGUCUCCUGUGUGAAGCGUCCCAUUCCUUCAGCCGUAGCGACUCCGGCGUUCUCCAACGUCAGCGACCCUCCUCAUCCUCCUCAUCCUCCUCAUUCUCCUCAUCCUCAUCCUCAUCCUCAUCCCGCCGUCACUGCCGCCAAAACAAAACCACAACCCAAAAUCAUCCUGAGCACCAGGAACGAACCGAUCGGACUGAACGUGGCCGACUUCCUGCCUUCGUCUCCUAACAACCGCGGCGUUGCCCUUAGCGACGAGGAGGCUCUGUCUCAGAUUAAGAAGGGUCAUGACACCAUGUGUGUGAUGCUGAGCAGCCGACACAAGAACCUGCAGACGGUCCGAGCCGUGUGGGCGCGGGACGACAUCAAGAGCGCUCUGGACACCGCUGUCUCUAUGAACGAUCUUUCUAUCGUAGUCGACAUCCUGAACAUCAUCAACCUGCAGCCGUCGCUAUGGAAACUGGAUCUGUGUAUGACGAUUCUCCCUCAGAUCGACAAACUGCUGCAGAGUAAAUACGAGAGCUACAUGCAGACCGGCUGUACGUCUCUGAAGCUCAUCAUGAAACAUUUCUGGAUGCUGAUCUCUGACACGCUGAAGGCAACGCCGUCCGUCGGAGUCGACAUCACACGAGAGGAGCGGCAUCAUAAAUGCAGAGUUUGCUGCAAGCAGCUGAAGAAUCUGAGCAACAUGGUGAAGAACAAGGCGGUGCAGGUCGGUCGCCAUGGCAGCGUCUUCAAAGAGCUGCAGCUGCUCAUGGCGCCGCUCGACGACUCGCUCUGACGCCGACCCGUAACCACGGAGACCGGGCCAUCAGCCGAUCAGCCGAUCAGCCGAUCAGCGGGCGGACUGAGAUCGGACAGAAACUUUGUGUCGAGUCGAUAAAAGUGUUAAAAUCAGAAUCACAAAAAAGUUUCAGUCUGACGAGUUCGACCGAACCUCGUCAGUCUGGAUCCUCCUGAGCCGGCCGGACGCCGCGUCACGUGACCGCGCUCGUCACCACGGCACCGAUGACACCGAUGACAUCAUCACUGAGAUCGAUUAAAAGCACCUUCAAAUUAAAACAGGUUGCAGCUCGUCGUUGUUCUAGAGGAGAUCCGUUAGCUCGACACGAUGAUGUCACACUUCACUCUUAACGUCUGAUCCUAAAACACACAUUCAAUACUUUGGCUUCUAACGCUCUUAUUUUGUAGAAGUCAUGCACCGGUCACUUCCUGUUCACAGAGAUCAAACAUGUCUGAACUUUUAAACGAUGCAACCUGAUUUAAUAAAUCACUAGUCUGUGAUUCACUGGGACUGUUUAAAGCAGUAAAUCAUCACUAAGUGUCUGUUAAACCUUCAGUAACUAAUAACUAGACUGUAACCAAGGUAACGAGCAGACAGGAAGUGACAUCACGCUUCAGUCUGAACACUAAACAAACACACGAUCCGAAGAAGUCUGAAAUAAAACUGAUUCAACGUUGAGUGAAGCAGCGACGUGUAAAA
This is a messenger RNA of Scomber japonicus (chub mackerel), 3037 nucleotides long. It is a transcript of the gene katnb1, whose product is annotated as katanin p80 (WD repeat containing) subunit B 1. Gene Ontology annotation, molecular function: microtubule binding. The transcript has 20 exons. Gene Ontology annotation, cellular component: katanin complex. NCBI's taxonomy places the organism in Eukaryota, Metazoa, Chordata, Actinopteri, Scombriformes, Scombridae. The record is from RefSeq and is a predicted model, not a curated record. The coding region runs from base 194 to 2335 and encodes 713 amino acids. Gene Ontology annotation, biological process: microtubule depolymerization; microtubule severing.